AGAGUUAUCCUCCUGUUAAAACAGAAAGAGGAAGUAAAAGAAAUUCCCAAAGAAUUUCCACCAGUAGAGUUAGUGAUAAUUUGCUGACAUCAAACCAAAACUAAGAAUGUUUCAAGUACCAGAUUAUACAGGUACUGUGUCAGAGAGACUGUCCGAGGUUCUUGCUGAGAUAGGAGUGGAUGAGAGAACUGUGUUGAGAAGAAGACGAACAGUGUUGCUGGCAGAAUCUGUGGAAAACAGUGCACUACAACUACAGGAUAAGAAGCUUACAGAGUACUAUUUUGGUAGUCAGUCAGAAGGAACAACUACACAGGGACUUAAAUCAGACACUGACAUUCUUUAUUCUUCUAGUGACUUAAUAAUACUACAAGAUUGGAGUGACUGGCAACCUGGUGUACACAAUCUACUGAUGAUUCAGGAUGACACUGUAUCACCUGGUUACUGUUUGCUACAGUAUCUGAGAGACGAUGUCCCUCUUCCAUACAAUUAUGUACUUCAUGAACACUGUUUCAGAGACAGGACUGGAAGAAUACUACUAAGUAAUACAUUUAUGUCAGCUGCAGCAACAACAGCACAUUUCACAGGUGUAAACAAUGGUCCAGCAUAUACAGUAGGUGGAGUACCUGGAGUUCCUGACACAGACUAUGUUCCUGCUUACCCCUGUAAAACAUGGCCUCUACAAGCUAGACCAUGGUUAAACCAGCAAGGUGCAGGUCAUUGGCCUUCAGAUGAUAUGAAGAGAUAUUGUAGCAACACUGGGUGUUUUGUUGUUUGUGUUGGAAGCAAGGGCAGUGAAAAUGAGGAGCUUGAAUGGAGAAUAUCAACAUCUUUAGCAGAAAGGUGUUUAAUGUUAAAUCUCAAUAUCACACAGAUUCAGUGCUACGUGUUGAUGAAGAUGAUACUAAAAACUUACAUUAAGCCUCCCUAUGAAGAUACCAUUACAAGUUUCAUGUGUAAAACAGUUCUGUUCAAACUAAUUGCAAGUACAAAUUCUAAUUUCUGGAGAGAAAAAAACUUACUUGUUUGUCUAUUAUUUUGUUUAUUUUGCCUAUACAACAGUGUUUUGAAUGAAAACUGUCCACAUUUCAUCAUACCUGGGAACAAUUUGAUGGCAGGACAUAUUACUCAAGAAUCUAAACCUCACAUUCUUGAAAUACUGCAGUAUAUUAUAAACAGUGAAGGAACGGCAUUACUGGGAAUUAAGUGUGAUGCUCUUGGUUCAAGGCUCCAGCUGAAGUUGAAUUAUUUAUUCUCAAUCAAUGAAAGAUGCUUUGUUUCAGGAUACUUAUUAAAAACAACUGCUCGUAGUAUUAAUGAAAGCAUAAAUGCUUGUCUAGGUUGUAUUAGCAACAGCAGUUAUGAAGUAGCUAUACAAACAUUACUGAAGUAUAUUUUCAAACUCGCCAUUUUUUCUUAUCAAUGUCAAGGAUUGGACAAAACAGGUUGUGGCCUUCUUGCACCCUGGUUCUGUACAACUCUGGGAUCUGUCCUGGCUUCCCUCAACAUUCAACAGUACAGCAGUAUAUCAGUAGAAGCUCUUACCUGGAUCACACUGGGUCUGAACACAGAUGUUUCAUCUAGUAAACUGAAGCUAGCAUCCAUGUUUUAUUGUAUAGGGGACAUUAAUAGUACAGAACUUGUACUCACAGAUAUUGAAGGAAGCUAUGAUCAAAACAUUGUUGAGCCAAUUUGCAUGUGUUACAACUUUGGCCUUCUAGCUUGUAGAGAAGGAUUCAAUGAAAUAUCUGACAAUCACAAUGAAAAUGCUCUAAAAUAUGCUACAGCAUCCUGUGUCAGAUUUCUGUCAUGUGAAAUUAACUGUAUUCCAGCUGAACUACAGUAUGAACUGUUCAGAUCUACAGAUGAGGACCUUGCUUUCAGAGGUACUUGUGACUACUGGAUGGACUGGGCAGUGAUGGAUUCUCUCCCUUACCUGUACUUUCUACAAUACAAGACCUACAGCAAUCUUGGGAGACAAGAUGACAAGCAAAGAGCACUUUCCAACCUUAUCAUGACCAUUGAACAGGAACCAAACCUUGGUCACAGGGAAACAGCCCUAAAUCUACUUGGACAGUGUAUGGAACAAGAGGACCGACCAACAGACGCUUUACGUUGUUAUCUAUUAUCCCUCAAUCUAAGGGGAAGAAACAAUGCUGCCAAGUUCCAUAUAUGUAGACUUCUAUCUACUAUAGUAAAUCACCAGGCAGAAACAAUGUUUUGAAAGAUAGUGUCACAUGAGUGCAAACACUUCAGAUGACAAAUAAUUUUAGCUCACCUGAGCGAAAGGCUCAUGAUGAGCUUUUCUGACCACUCAAUGUCUGUCAUGUGUU
Messenger RNA from Mercenaria mercenaria, 2330 nucleotides. RefSeq lists its product as uncharacterized. NCBI's taxonomy places the organism in Eukaryota, Metazoa, Mollusca, Bivalvia, Venerida, Veneridae. The transcript is spliced from 2 exons. Bases 107 to 2221 code for a protein of 704 amino acids. The record is from RefSeq and is a predicted model, not a curated record. Gene Ontology annotation, molecular function: protein binding.